UACUUGUUUGGGGCUGCCUACGCCCCUGAUACAUACACUAGUCCCAUAUUCGUCCAUCGAGAUAUAGGAAACCUACAUGAUGAACUAUGUAUUUAUCCCAGGAUCGGAGAAUGAGUCAUCUUUAGACAAUUUCUUCACUUCAUCACGGUCAACCCAACAACAGCGGUUUGAGAGCCAGGCUGGAAGUGAUCCUGAAAGCGAGGUUAAUGUGCCGAAGAAAAACAAAACAUCAAGUGAUGCAGCGGUGGACGAGAAACCGAAAAAAUGUAUGUAGUAUACAAUCUUUAUCAUACGUAGUAGUCAAAAUAGUGACAUCUGAGUAUCUUGACUACAGGUGAGUAUAUCAUUUGCAUUGAAGUACCGUGUAAGGCAAAAAUCAAGGGUGGGUUGACUACAAACUUUUUGUAGUUCGCUAUAACUACAGCUACUUCAAAAAUAUGUAGUCAGCUACAACUACUGCUACUUUUGAACAACAGUAGUUCGCUACUGACUACAGCUACUGCUUAAAAAAUGUAGCGAAUUAUUUCGCUAUUUCGCUACGCAAUAUUUUUUAAUUUUACUGUAUUUGGAGCAUCUACUAGCUCAGGCUGUAAUGUAACCUAUAUAACAAAUCGACUUACGAGUAAAUAAGAUGGCAUGCACUCGCACGGCAUAUUUUAUUCAUGCAAAUUGAGUAUUGAUUUUCAGCAAACCGUGUCUCAAUAUCCUGCUAUUCUAUCCAGUUGCUAACAAUUUUAAAAAGUAGCGAAUAGCGAUUUUCUGUUUGAAAAGUAGUCAACUAUACAUGGCUACUUUUAGGCAAAAUGUAGUUCGCUAUAACUACAGCUACUGUUUUGAAAAAGUAGUCAAAAACUACUGGCUACUUGAAAAUUGUAGUUCGCUACAGUAGAACUAGCCACCCUUGGCAAAAAUAAAUAGUUGUUUUCUUUUUUUGUGUCUAGCUUUGUUUUCAUGGGGAAGUACCAAACGAAACAAAAACGUGAGUACACUUUUUCAUUUCUUAAAAUAAAAUAGGAAUAAAAUAUGGCCAAAAAAAAUAUGUGGGUUUCCAGUUUCCCAACCCUACCUAGCUUUUGGACGCCGAAAUCCCGACCCUAAACUUUUUAUCCGGAUCAUGCUUGUAAGUGUUUCCACUUACACGUUUGCGGAAAAUGGAAAUUCGAGGCAAUAUUAGAAAUUUAUCUUUGGAUGUGGAAGCACUGACUAAACAAAAUGGCGUCCGGUUGUUAGGAAAAUUUAAAAAGAAGUUAAAAAAACAACUUAAAACCGACUUACCCUACCCAAGUUUUUACAAGAAGAAAUAGGAAACCCACAUAUUUUUUUUUGGCCUAGGCCACAAAAGUGCCUGAGUUUCCUCUUUCGUGUUGCAAGUUGCAACAACUUCGGUAGCGUAGGUCGAUUUUUUCAUAUAUGGUGAUGCACGAGAAUGCAUAUUUUGCAUCAAUUACGCUAUUACAACAGUACACGCACAAACGUUAUAUACAGGCCUUAAAAUGUCUUUUACAGGGCCGUCUGACAAAAUUUCCGAUGACUUUGAGUUCGGGUCGGACAUUAUGUGUAAUGAUGUCUGAUAACCCUCAGCUCAGUUUGGCUCGGAAAUAAGUCUGAAUGACACAAAUUAAUAGUGACACAAUGUAUUAAUUCUGAACGGCAAAUGUUGUGAAGAUAUUAAAUAACUUGUGUCCUUCAUACUUAUUUCCAAGCCAAAAUUAACUUGCUUGCCAAGAACAGCAGUAAGACUUAAGACUACGACAAUUUAAGCCCGUUUUCCACUUCACCAUUUCGUUCGCCGCCCCGCCCUUGAUUACAUUAAAACAACAUUUCCAGUUCACGUUUUAUACACUACUCUGAUUGUCCAUAUAAGACACGAGCCUCCAGUCCUGGACUAGGGUACAUUUUGAUUUUACGUCGGACAAAGCUAGAGUUCGGUCGGACACCAAUACCCUCAGGUCGGACAAACAAUAAACCUCCGUUUCACUUAGGUCGGACAGAAUGUCCGGUGGUUUCCUCUUUACGUCGGACAAUUUCACGAAUGGGUUCGACAAUGUCCCUGACCGACCGAUAUUUUAAGACCUGUGAUAUAGCUAGUGCAAAACGUACGCCAUGAACUGGGUACGAAAAAUUUCUCGAAGCUCUUUGCAAACUUCAGAUGAGAGGUUGGUGAUUUCAGUAGCCAAAAUCUAGGCGGGGUUGGGAGAUGAACAGUCGCAAAUAAGCCAUUGUCUCUGUUCAUGUGAAACUUUGUAACAAACACUUGAAGGUUUCAAAUAGGUCAGACUGUCAGCCAGUCACUGUGGUCUAUGGAACUGCCUUGGUCGUUCUGUGGUUUUCCCUGCUUCAUAUAUGCUUUGGCGGGUUGUGUGCAAUUGGUAACGUUUCUUUCUAAUAGUGAAUUAGUGACCGCGCCUAAUGUCAAAAACAACUAUUGCUAUCAAUCUUUUUGCGUGAGGUGGUCGCGUAAUACGCGAAACUGCUGUAAAUCGUUGACAUGUUUUUGUCAGCGAUUGUUUAUCCUUAUACAUUGCAAAACACCGUAUAGAAAUCAUGCCAAAAUAUAUUAUACAAUCUAUGCCAGCAACUAUUGGAGAAAUCAUGAAACGUCGAAACAUCCCGAAUGUUCAGUUCCCCCAUGCCCCCCCUCCCCCUCUUCAAUGUCCCUGCCAUAAAAAAUAUAUCACUUCUGACAUCAACGCAACAUUGAAACGGUCGGGGGGAGGGAGGGGGUAUUUACGUGAAAAGAUUGCAUAAUAUGUAUAUCACGUAAUUAAAACUAAAUUGUCCCAUAGUAAACUUUCAAAAAUUGUCUUUUCCAAAAUCACCGACUCCCCUAAACUGACAAUGGGUAUACUCUGGAUACACGAUUUCACGAUGACUUAUGUUUUAAUCAAGGCCCCAGUUCCUGCUCCUCGUAAAAAGACCACACCCACCAACAAAGAAAGCUCAAAAUCCACGAACGUUUGGUCAUCGCGACCUUCGGAAACUUUCGGCGGCGACGAUGAUGACGAUGAUGACGUAGUCGUGACUCCGAAGAUCUCACGAAAGACUCCGACCAAGACUGCUUCCCUACUUGAUGAAUUAUUUUGAAUCAGUGCACAUCAGGUAUUUCUGAAGGUUGUACAUGUUCCACCCUAUACAGCGAGUAGCUUGCAGCGAUAGCACAUGUGCAAUGUCACACGUCGACGGGAAAUUUUUGCUGCAACUUACAACGUAAUUUCUGAUAUAGAGCCAUGUUUAAAACCUCCGAAUUUGAUAAAACGUAUCCUCCUUCGGUGCUAUAAGCAACAGAUUUAUACGAUUUGCCUUAGGACAUGCUUUCAGUUUCUACCUUAGCCUGAGCACAGAGCUUCGUUUUGCUGCCCUAUUUCUAUUUUCUAAAGUACAAAAGUUAAGAUUUUUAAGAACCAGUCUCACCAUGGUCCAUGUAUUUGUUAGACUGACGUGGUUCUUGUAUUUUGGUUAGUUGUCUAAAUUUCAGGCUGGCGAUACUUAAUUCAAUGUUUUUUUAAAUUAAGCGAGUUUUUACUGAAUAUAAAUAAGGGUCACAUUUCACUAAAGGGUCGUUAAGCGAUUUCAAAACAUCAUCCAUGUCAUUUGUUCUUGCGAUCAAAACAUUUAAGAGAGGAUGUCCACAAAAAUCAAACAUAAAGCGGCCACGACUGAAAAAUCGAUUUUGCUCAAAUUUUGCCCAGAUAUACCUUAUUAUAUCGGAAAAUGCACCAUAUAUUUUUUUAGGUCAAAUUCUUUUUUAACUUUGAGAAAAUGCCGUUUUAACACGACCACCCUAAAUCGCCAUUUUUUCUGUGAAAGUAUGCGCUGAUUUUACAGAUAAAUUUCACGACGACAACCGUUUCUAAUCGAUCUAAAACCCUAAAAAUCUUGUUUUCGGUUAUUCAAAGGACUGUGUACAUGACUUACAGGAAAUCUGAGUUACUUUUAGGAAUAGAAAUAAUCGUAGUUUUGGAGUACACUAUCUUACUUCAUUUACGAUACCCUUUUAACAAAAUCGAUUUUCACCAUGCGAUAAAGCUCCAAAUCGAUCAUGCUUCUACUAGUUGGCUCUUUAAUAAACAAGCUUUCAAUUGACGUAAAUACUUCUUUUGGCAAAUGAAUACGCGAUAAACGACAGCGCGUUGAAAUCUUCCGUUUUUGACGUCUUGCAAGUCAAACGCUGUUAAUUUAUACACCGUCGAAGUAAACAAUUUAAUCAAGUAUUCUAAGUAUUUUACCUUUUGAGAAAGAACAUAUUUUUGAAUGGGACUUUUCGCUUUGCUAAGUUUAAAAGUGGUCCAGAAAUCCCGGUAUAUUUGUAAAAAAAAUCAUCAAACAUCCAGUAUUUUGAGACAUUGUUGACGGUUGCAUGAUAACUUCAGAUCAUUAUUCAACGUGAUCUACGACCCGGCCGUUUGACUUUAGCGCUAACAUAUACAAAUCGAUGAGCUAUUUAAGGAAUAUAUUUGCUACUAAAUUCCCCAAAAGAAUUGGAACUACAACUGCUGUUUUCAGGGGUUUUGAUCCAUUUUGUCCAUAUUAAUGGGCAUGUAGUAAAACACUGACUACCGGAACACCGGAACACCACCGGAACACCACCGGAACACCACCUAACCCUAACCCCAACCCUACCCCCAACCCUAACCCCCAACCCUAACCCUAACCACAACCAUAACCCCCAACCCUAACCCUAACCCCAAACCCUAACCCCAAACAAAAUGGUGGUGUUCCGGUGUUCCGGUAGUCAGUGUUUUACUACAUGCCAUAUUAAUGUACCAUUUUAUUUAUCGACUGAUGUUUACAAAUACGUAAGUUAAUUAUUAAGCAGCUGUUAGCGUGCGUGUACAUGUGAAAUGAACGUUUAUAAUGUUUAUCCAUAUAAGGAGUUUUUAUUUUUAGUUUACCAGCCCUUUAUAUAUUUGAAUAGUCGUUUUCUUUCAAGUUGUUUUCUUUUUUAUACUCUGCAAAGUUGAUUCCGAAAUGUUAAGCUUUUCGAAAAAACUAUCGAACUUUUCCAUGAUAUUUACAGAGAAACGUCACAGCUGUAAACCCCCCUCCCCCACCCCCAAAACGAACAUAGACGUUUCUUGUGGAAAAAAUCGAUAUGUGAGGCUUCCCUAAAACUGCAAGGUUUACACUAUUGAAUUAAAAUCCCACAGACCACAACGAUUAUACGUAUUGAUUGUUUCUUAACGAUAGUAGACACGUACGUGCAUGUUGCGGAAGAGGUUAUUUCGCUGGCCUCAGAGUGACAACAGGUACCCUGGUUCUAGAAGUUUAAAAUAAUAAACCUCUGUACGUUUGAAAGCGGCAAUUAAUUCAUCGAGCCGCGCCAAUCAGCUUGAAUUAGGGUAGAUAGUUAUGAUAAGACAAGGGCGGCGCCAGGGCCGCCCAUGCAGGGAGGCGGCAAAGGGAGCAAUUUUCUCCGCGACUCCAGGUCAAGGAAGACAGGUAAAUACAAAUUUGCAAGGCGAUAAAAAGUUUGUCGACGGAGAGGUGUAAUUGUGGUUCACCGGGGCCCCAAGGGUAUAAUUGGCCCUGGAGCCCCAUAUUUCACUGAGCUGGUCUCUUUUGAUCUUUGUGAAUUGGCAUUAAAACCGCAAGAACUACCGACAAGUGACCAGGGCCGGAUUAACGUCGCGCGAGUCCCGUGGCACUUAAAAUUUUAGCGCGAGGCCCCCAAACCUCCCCCUUUCUUCUUUUUAUGAAAACCAUUGAAUUUAAAGACACACAAAAGUGUUAAAUAAUUUUUUUCAAUAUUUCAAUUUAUUUGCAUCAAUUAUAAACGAGAUAAUGGCCUGCCUGGCGCAGUUGGUGGGUAUAAACAGGAUCAUAAUAUAACAGCUCAACGUACGCAACUAGAGAUUAUAUGAACACGAGUAUUGCAUAUUUUCCUGGGGCCGUGCUAGGGCGAACUGGAAAGCCUAGGGGCCCUAAAUGCGCGAGGUCCCUAAAUUCGCGAGGCCCCUAAAAUGGGUGUGUCGCAAUAGAAAAUGGCCGUGUUCUCGUAAAAAUGGGCGUAGCACAGUAAAGCGCGAGGCCCGCGGCAUUUGCCGUAUUUGACACGUGGUUAAUCCGGCGUUAAACGAGCAACAAGCUUUCAUUUUCUGUAAACGCGACGUGUGGGGAGACAAUAAUAAUUUGUGGUGUCGCGCACUGGGCCAACAUAUCUCAAUGCUGUAUUUUUGGGUACUAGUACUUGUGAAAUAUAAUAAUAUCAAUAGACAUUAGUGUAUCAAAAUAAAGUAAUUUUACUGAUUAUUUUAACUGUGCAUCAAAGUAAACACACAUUAUUCUAAACUACAGUGUUUGCUAUAUGCCUAUAAUUUGAGUUUGAGGUGGUAGAAUAUAUAAUAAAAUAACAAAUCCUUGUAUGGAAAAAUGUUCAUUUCACACGCACGCUAUUAACAGCUGCUUAAUAAUUAACUUAUGUAUUCGUAAACAUUUAUACUCGAUAGUCGAUAUGUAAAUACUAAAUGGUACAUUAUAUGGAUCAAUGCAAACUGGAACAAAACAACAAUUGCCAAUUGAAGUUCUAGUUUUGGGAAAUUUAGUAACAAAUACAAAAUCCCUAAACAGCUCAUCGAUUUGUAUGUUUGCGCUAUUAAAAGUAGACAAUAUUGAACAAUGAUCUGAAGUUGUCAUGCAACUGAGUACUGACAACAAUAUUAUAUUUCAAAAUACCUGUAUAUGAUGAUAUUUUACAAAUAUCUCGGGAUUUUUGGACCAAUUUUAAACUAAGCAAGGCAAAAAGUCUCCAUUCAAGAAUAUAUCUUCUUCUCAAAGGGUAAAAUACUUAAAAUACUUGAUUAAAUUGUUUACUUCGACGGUAUGUAAAUUAACAGCGUUUGACUUGCAAGACGUCAAAAACGGACGAUUUCAACGCGCUGUCGUUUAUCGCGUAUUCAUUUGCCAAAAGAAGUAUUUACGUCAAUUGAAAGCUUGCUUAUUAAAGAGCCAACUAGUAGAAGCAUGAUCGAUUUGGAGCUUUAUCGCAUGGUGAAAAUCGGUUUUGUUAAGAGGGUAUCGUAAAUGAAGUAAGAUAGUGUGCUCCAAAACUACGAUUAUAUCUAUUCCUAAAAGUAACUCAGAUUUCCUGUAAGUCAUGUAUACCGUCCUUUGAAUAACCGAAAACAAGAUUUUUAGGGUUUUAGAUCGAUUAGAAACGGUUGUCGUCGUGAAAUUUAUCUGUAAAAUCAGCGCAUAUUUUCCCAGAAAAAAUGGCGAUUUAGGGUGGUCGUGUUAAAACGGCAUUUUCUCAAAGUUAAAAAAGCAUUUGACCUAAAAAAAUAUAUGGUGCAUUUUCUGAUAUAAUAAGGUAUAUCUGGGCAAAAUUUGAGCAAAAUCGAUAUUUCAGUCGUGGCCGCGCAAUGUCUCAUAUGUUCGAUUUUUACUGACAUUCACUCUUAAUUACCAAAUAACCAAAUUGAAUAGGAGAAAUGGGUGUCGAAAAAAACCCAGACCCUAAAAGUCAUUAGAAGUUGUGUGGGAGAGGUAAAUAAAGCUUAGUAAUGUGUGUUUUGGCUCGAAUAAAAAAAUGAAAGCAAUUUUCUUUUCUGCCCUUGUCGUUUUCGGUUCCCAAACUCACUAUUAAUGAGGAUGAUAAUAUAUAUAAAAAAUUUCUCAAUUCUGAUUGGCUACGAGCAGUGCGAUUUUUUCGAAAUACUGUUCCAAGAAAUGAAGUACAGUGCAAUUUUCUGAAUUAUUUAUUUUUCAAAAUUCUUAAUAAUUUUCUUAAUUUUUAAAUGUGACUUACGCACGUGACUGCAUAAUUCUUUCAUGUAUAUUAUUAAUAAGUACUUAUCGAGGAUAUUAGUAUAGGUAAAGCCUGGUUCACAUAUAUGCCUGCGACGUACCGGCGACGAUGCCGAUGGUAGCUCAAAACGUAAAUUAUGUGAAUAUUUGUUUACCGAUUGCCUCCAGUGCUACAGUUACAUCGGCGGUAGGCCGGGAAAGUUGACUUGAGUUCAACUUUGCCGGUAUUUCGGCGGCAAGUAGAGGCAUAAUGGUACAGUCGCAGGCAUACCGCAGGCAUAUGUGAACCAGGCUUAAUGGCCUCUUGUGCAAUUUGAAAAAACAUACACUCGUGAGUUUUCAAAGACUUCCGCCCAUAUUCUAAAAGCACACUCACACUCAAUGAGUGGAGGUUCGAUCUGAGCUUCUCUCGAGUGUCAAUGCUGUUUUCGAAUAGCUGGAGGGUGAGCAGUCACAUAGUAAGGUACCGACACUAGCCCUCCAGCUAUUCAAAAACAGCAAUGACACUCGAGAGAAGCUCAGAUAAGUCAGAUUGAGCCUCUACUCAUUGAGUGUGAGUGAGCUUUUAGAAUACGGGCGUUCAAUUUUGAUCGUCUUUGAAAAACUCACUCGGCAUGUUUUUUCCAAAUUGCACUCGAAACCUAUACUGAUAUCCUUGAUAAGUACUUCGUUUAAGUACUUUCGGAUGGCGUGCUGUGCAAGUAUCAAAUAUACACUGUACAAACAUUCCUUUGACAGCUGUGGAUUUAGAGAUAUAACUACCUGAAGCACAUUCCUUUGCAGAUACGGAGAUACGUGUUCAAACUGAACUUGAAUGCUUAUUUGAAGAACUAUUUAAAUGUAUAUACAUAUUUAUAACUGCAUGUAAUAUAUAGAAAAUAUAAAACUUAAUAUAUAACCAAAGUCGAUUGAUAUAGUUUUUCGUGCAGCUGAUAUUGGCCGGUGC
Molecule: messenger RNA, 8689 nt
Organism: Paramuricea clavata
Lineage: Eukaryota; Metazoa; Cnidaria; Anthozoa; Malacalcyonacea; Plexauridae
Source: the annotation of a GenBank genome assembly